UUGUCCUUGUCGAAAAAUUCAAAAACAAUCAAUAGACGCCGCAAGAAUAGGUUAAUUUUAAAGAUUUUUAGUAAUAAAGAUAUAAUUUUUAAACAUAAUCGUGAAUUAAUAAAAGGAUUUAAGUGCAAUAAUGUCGGACAUCGAGGAACCAGCAGCAAAGAUGUCGAAACUAGACGGUUCAGAGCCAGGUAUUGAAGAAGAGUUAGAUGAGGGCCAGGAAGAAUGGUUAAGUGAAGGCUUGCUUACUGACGAUGAUGGUAAUAUGCAAGAAGAACGUCUAGACAACACGGCGAGCCACGACAGUACAUUGUCCAGUUUGGACGCAGACCAUGUGGCUGAUGAGGAGCAGCAUCAGACGGAGGAUAUUGAACAGGCUCUAGGGGAUAUGGAGAAUAGUAUGACAGAACAACAAGAUGGCGCGGAUACAUUUUUCGCGGGAAAGACGAACAAUGAAGACGCGAAAGGGGAGAGUGAAUUGGACGAGUCCACGAAACAGUCGGACGAUGAUGGACAUGAUACUGAUGAAUUAUUGAGAAUGCUCGGCGAAGACGAUCACAGCGGUAAAGUGAAAGCGGUGAAGAAGAAAAUGGAGGUUCUAAAGAAGGAAGAAUCGACUGAUGAUGAUGAAGAACAAAUGUUCCGUGGAGCAAACAUAAGAAAAUUAAAAGUUGCCAAGAAUGUACUAAUGAAAAAGCCGCCAACGAAAGCGGAGCCCGAAGACAUGAGUGACGUGGAUAGCUUUAUGUCUUCAGACGAAGCGGCGACCGUUAAAAGAAUGUUCGGUGUGAAGAGGCUUAACAAUGUCGCGUCUAAAAGUACGACCAAAUCUGGAGUUAUCAGACCAACUAUAACCGUCACUAAGAAAGUUGUCACCGUUGAUAGAUCGGGAGACAAACCCGAAUUGAAGAGCAUAAAGCAAGAGGAACCAGAGACGCACGUGAAAACGGAAGACGUUGAACAGUUUUAUGAAGAAUUCCUGGACGAAGAUUUUGAUGAGGAAUCAGUUAUGGAAGCAAUGAAAGAAAAUAAACAAGACAUUAUGAAGCCAGAGGAAAUGGACGAAGAAGUGCCGUCCGAUUGUGAUUCUAAUUCAGACGACGAUUCUUUGUAUGAUGACUUUCCAUCAUCAGACUCUGAUGAUAUGGAGGAGUGGUUCACUUUGGAUAUCAGAGACGAAAGGGCUGGUGAUUAUAUACCUUUAUUAGGUUCAAAAGCUCACAAAUUACUGACAGAGGAAAAGGAAAAAGUCGCAGCGCGGAUAGCGUACCUCCGAGAGAGUUUAUCAGCGCUGACUAACAGCGGGAAGCAGCAAGCUGAGCAGCUGAGAAAGGCGACUGCGACACUCGCUGAACUAGAUGCCACUUUGAAGGCUUCGUGAUUAAAUAUAUAUGAAUACAACUGUU
Colias croceus (clouded yellow) is the source of this 1403-nucleotide messenger RNA. RefSeq lists its product as uncharacterized. The transcript is spliced from 12 exons. The record is from RefSeq and is a predicted model, not a curated record. Bases 131 to 1378 code for a protein of 415 amino acids. NCBI's taxonomy places the organism in Eukaryota, Metazoa, Arthropoda, Insecta, Lepidoptera, Pieridae.